AGCUCCCCUUCCCCGGAAGGCCGAGCUGAAAAUCCGGAAAAAGGAUCGGGAAACUCCAACAGGCACAUUGCGCUUGCGCACGGAGAGCCGGAAGUCAGGGGAGUGGCGGCGGUGUCUCUGCUUCCGUUUCUGAUUUUGCUCCAGUGUUUGGGUGUUCUUCGCGGCUGUCCAAGAUGAACCGGUUCUUCGGAAAAGCGAAACCCAAGGCUCCGCCGCCCAACCUGACUGACUGCAUUGGCACGGUGGACAGCAGAGCAGAAUCUAUUGACAAGAAGAUCUCUCGACUGGAUGCUGAGCUAGUGAAGUAUAAGGAUCAGAUCAAGAAGAUGAGAGAGAGUCCUGCAAAGAAUAUGGUCAAGCAGAAAGCCUUACGGGUUUUAAAGCAAAAGCGGAUGUAUGAGCAGCAGCGGGACAAUCUCGCCCAGCAGUCAUUUAACAUGGAACAAGCCAAUUACACCAUCCAGUCAUUGAAGGACACCAAGACCACGGUUGAUGCUAUGAAACUGGGAGUAAAGGAAAUGAAGAAAGCGUACAAGCAAGUGAAAAUUGACCAGAUCGAGGAUUUACAAGACCAGCUAGAAGAUAUGAUGGAAGACGCAAACGAAAUCCAAGAAGCACUGAGUCGUAGUUAUGGCACCCCAGAGUUAGAUGAAGAUGACCUAGAAGCAGAGUUGGAUGCACUGGGUGAUGAGCUUCUGGCUGAUGAAGAUAGUUCUUACUUGGAUGAAGCAGCAUCUGCACCUGCAAUUCCAGAAGGUGUUCCCACUGACACAAAGAAUAAGGAUGGAGUUCUGGUGGAUGAAUUUGGAUUGCCACAGAUCCCUGCUUCAUAGACUUAUAGACUUCAUAGACUUACCAUUUAAGUAUAUCAUGUAAAAUAAACACAUAUUCUGGGACUAGGAAAUAUUUAUCUUUCCAAAUUUGCCAUAACAGAUUAUGAUUUUUCUCCUUUCUUUGAAGGAAAAGUUAAUUACAUUGCUAUUUUUUUCCGUUAAGAAACUCACAUUUAGGGAAUGCUUUCUUUGUACUAGAUUUUUAUUCCUUUUCCCUUUUAAAAAGACUGACUUACUUAAAAGUAUCAGUGACUAUGUAUGAUUUCAUUUCUCAGUAACAAUUUGAAAUAAAACCAAGGAAAUUAGACUCUUUAGAUUUUAUGAUAGUAUAACUCCACAAUCUCAAAUCGAUCUGAUAAAUUGGUAAGGCAGAUGGGAUUAUUGGGACUGUUCAUAUUAUGAUUCAAAAUCAUUUUCUAUAGUGGUAUUAUAGGUUGGUUAAAGUGAUGGCCUUUUUUGAUGAGUUUUGUUGUGUCUUGUGUCUUGUGAGUAAAUCAUUACUGUGUCCAAUAGUGGAAUGGAAUUAUUACUAUGUUAUGAGUGGAUAUUUUGAUUCUAUGGUUCCCUCAGUAUUACAGCCUGACUUGUAAUCAAUAAUGAAUAUUUCUUGAUAUUUAAUGUAUAAGACAUUUAUUUAUAUUCAAUAAAUAUUUUUCAAAAGGAUAUAACUUUA
Messenger RNA from Molossus molossus (Pallas's mastiff bat), 1506 nucleotides. It is a transcript of the gene CHMP5, whose product is annotated as charged multivesicular body protein 5. Bases 174 to 833 code for a protein of 219 amino acids. The transcript has 8 exons. NCBI's taxonomy places the organism in Eukaryota, Metazoa, Chordata, Mammalia, Chiroptera, Molossidae. Gene Ontology annotation, biological process: late endosome to vacuole transport via multivesicular body sorting pathway; vesicle budding from membrane. The record is from RefSeq and is a predicted model, not a curated record. Gene Ontology annotation, cellular component: multivesicular body.